CAAGGGGGAUGGUGUUCAGUCAAUGGAACCUGUGUCUGACCCCUCUCCUCUCUCUCUCUCUCUCUCUCUCUCAGGAAUUAAAGGUUGGUACUAGUUUGGUGGGAAGGAGUUCCUGCUGGAGCUGAGAUCUUUUUCUUGUUCAGCUCCAUCUCCUCUUCUUUAUCUGAAAGGAAAGAGUCCCAACUUCAUUUGGAGCUCAAAGACUCACCAUCUCCCCCAGUUAUUUUAAUAGCUUGGCUUUUUCUUUGUGAUACGCAAAGUUGGUAACCUCCCGAUCGUAGUUGAUAGUUGCACCUAAUUUAAGCUACUCACAACAAUCCCAAUCCGCUCCUCGAGUUCGCAGAUUCCAAGAUUUCCUUGCAGAUAAAUCUGACAUCCUAAUCCCAUGGCAUCUAUCUGUGCAACAGCUUUGUUAUCCGUGUAAUGUCGAACAAAUUUCUUGUACAAGGAGAAGAUUCCUUGCAGGAUUUAUAUACAUCUUACAUCGGUUCUCUUUGUCCUCAGCUCCUGUGACUUUCCUUCUCCUUGUUGCUCGUCAUGUCCAAGGCCUCACCCCCUGUCAAGUUCCUCCCUCCAUGGGCGUAUGAACUGGGACUGUUACUUGCACUCAUCUGUCGAGAACUUUUGUGCUCGCUGAUCGAUUUGAUGAAGAAUUGCUGUAGAGUUAGCACUAGUGUUUCUUUCAAGAAGGCCAGCACGAGCAGGAAGAAGAGUGCUCCAAGACGUGAAGGUUCAGAUGAGAGGGGGACGAACAUCCUGGAUCUGCCUGAGUUGACUCUGGACUGCAUUCUGGAGAAAAUCUCGCCGAAGGAGCUGGUGACGGUGGCGUGCGUUUGUAGGUGCCUGAAGGACAGGUGCAGGAGCGAUCAUCUCUGGGAAAGCCACAUGAGGAAGAAAUGGGGUCGGUUGCUGGGCGAAGCGGCACGAAGGGCGUGGGAGUCCUAUGCAGCUUCGAGGAAGCACGCUUUGGGUUCUGCAACUCUCGUUCAACACACGAAGCCCAAGAACUGGAUGGGAUCCCUCUUCUCCAGGUCCAACUCGGAUGCAGAUAGAAGGCUUAACAUCGUCAAUAACACUUCGCCGGCAGAUGUGACAAUGAGUUGGUAUUCAGCACUGGAGAGUGGCAGACUUUGGGUACCUGCACAGAUCUGCAACAGAGAGAAUGGAAAUGUGGGGUUUGUGCUGUCUUGCUACGACGCUGAGCUUAGAUAUGAUCGCCAUUCUGACACUUUCUACGCAAGGUAUUAUCCACAUGGAAGCAAAGCUGUACAGGAGGAGGAAGGGGUUUCGUGGAACAGAGUAAGGGUUCCUCCUGUGGAUAUCUCUCCCCAUGAAAUCCAUGUCUCUGAGUGCUUAAGUGAAUUGAGCCCAGGAGAUCACAUUGAGGUCCAAUGGAGGAGGAGCCAAAAGUUCCCUUGUGGUUGGUGGUAUGGAGUCAUUGGUCAUCUGGACUCGUGCGAUGGUGAUGAGCAGCAGUGCCUUUGUAAUCUAAGUGAUACGAUCAUACUAGAAUUCAAACAAUACCCACCUGGAUCAAGAUGGCGGCGGGCAACAGUGAGCAGGAAGAAUCAUGAAGAAGGGAAAGGGAAUGAAACGACCGGUUUCUACGGAGGGAUCAGGAAACUCCAUUGCAAGGAUGAAAUAUGCAUGUGGUUGCGGCAUUGGCCUGAAGAAUCCUUAUGAUUGCUUGCUCUUGUUCAUGUCCAGUAUGAUCUCUCUCUGCAUUCUUUA
This is a messenger RNA of Musa acuminata AAA Group (dessert banana), 1731 nucleotides long. RefSeq names its product F-box protein At2g32560-like. The coding region runs from base 538 to 1683 and encodes 381 amino acids. Gene Ontology annotation, molecular function: protein binding. Lineage: Eukaryota; Viridiplantae; Streptophyta; Magnoliopsida; Zingiberales; Musaceae. The record is from RefSeq and is a predicted model, not a curated record. The transcript is spliced from 5 exons.